AUGGCACCCACGAAACGCCCUCGCGACCCGGCGGACCCUGCCGCCGGUGCCUCAGCAGCCAAGAAGCACCGAAAAGGGUUCCGUGUGGGGCCCGAGAACCUUCCCGACGGAGCCUGGAAGCGCAAAGUCGACCGCAUCAAAAAGGACCUCAUCCACAAGGCCAAGGUCCGCAAGGCCUACAAGAAGGUCCGGGCCACGGAGCUCGGCGAGAGCAAGCCCCGAAAAGUCGAGAGCUCAAAACACCACAAGCGCCGCGACGGCGGCGGCGACGACAAUAACGAUGACGACGAGGAAAUGGUGCGUGGCGGAGACGCUAGCGACGGCGAUAACGAAGGCGCUGCACAAUUAGCAUCAGGCAAGGACGAGGCAGCCGACGAGGCGGGACCGGAGCACGAUGACGAGAACAACGAGGACGAAAGCCAACGCAAAGACCCGAAGAAGGCCAGAAAGAUCGUUGCCGGGGCUGAAGACAACGAUGUUACCGCCGACAACGAAGAUCAAGAUAACAACCAAGACAAACACCAGCACCCGGAGAGGCGGCGCAGAAACCAACAACAACUGCGUCGGCCGGGCUAUUUCGACAAGGCCAAGGCCGAGGCGGAUAGGAGGCAGGCCGCAGCAGCGGCACGCAAUGCCGAAUUCGAGCGACGCGACGCAGAGCGCGCCAAAAAGAUUGCCGACCGCGAGCGCUACAACCGUGCGCUGAAGAAGGCGCGGACACCUGGUCGUGACGGGCAGCGUAGACUCGGCAGAGAGUCUGGCCUGCUUCUCGAGAAGGUGAAGAGGAUGGUCGGGGAUGCGAAGUAG
This is a messenger RNA of Microdochium trichocladiopsis, 807 nucleotides long. RefSeq lists its product as uncharacterized. The transcript is spliced from 2 exons. The coding region runs from base 1 to 807 and encodes 268 amino acids. NCBI's taxonomy places the organism in Eukaryota, Fungi, Ascomycota, Sordariomycetes, Xylariales, Microdochiaceae. The record is from RefSeq and is a predicted model, not a curated record.